This is a messenger RNA of Neocloeon triangulifer, 5851 nucleotides long. It is a transcript of the gene Dscam4, whose product is annotated as cell adhesion molecule Dscam2. Gene Ontology annotation, biological process: cell-cell adhesion; axon guidance. Bases 100 to 5832 code for a protein of 1910 amino acids. Gene Ontology annotation, molecular function: protein binding. Gene Ontology annotation, cellular component: plasma membrane; axon. The record is from RefSeq and is a predicted model, not a curated record. NCBI's taxonomy places the organism in Eukaryota, Metazoa, Arthropoda, Insecta, Ephemeroptera, Baetidae. The transcript has 21 exons.
GAAGCGCCAUCGAUUGAGGCGUGCAUCUUCUUCAGUUUCCUCUCCGGCCAUCGCCAAACCGCACCGCCAUGCAGUGACUGCUCGCCGAUCCGUUUAAAUAUGACAUUCGUAAGACAUACGCAGACGGUAUGCACUUUUUUCGUCGUUCUAACAGUUUUGCGGCGAGCGAUGGGACUGGAGCAGCAGGGCCCCCUGUUCCUGUUGGAGCCGCCGUCGCGGGUCGAGUUCUCCAACAGUUCGGGGGCGCAUAUCGACUGCUCGGCUCACGGCAGUCCACCUCUCAAAGUCGAGUGGCUUUUGGCCGACGGCAGCCCCGCCCUGCCGGUGCCCCGACUUAGGGUCCUGCACGCCAACGGCACCCUUGAGCUGCCACCCUUUGCCGCCGAGCGACUCCGGCAUGACGUCCACUCGGCCCUGUACAGGUGCCGGGCGCGCAACCAGCUCGGCGAGAUCAUCAGCAGGGAUGUGCACGUCCGCGCAGUCGUUCAGCAGCAGUACGAAAUGCAGGUGUACGAUGAAUACGUCAUCAGCGGCAACACCGCCGUGCUGCGAUGCCAGAUACCGAGCUACGUGGCCGACUACGUGAUGGUGACCUCGUGGCUGCAGGACGGCAGCGUCAAUAUCUACCCGAAUACGGACACAGGUGGCAAGUACGCGGUGCUGGGCGACCUGUACGUGUACAACGCAGGUCCGAGCGACGCGUACAAGAGUUACGCGUGUCGCUCGGUGCACCGGCUGACAGGGGAGGUUCAGUCCAGUGCGUACCCCGGACGCAUUGUCAUCUCGGAGCCCAAGGGCAACGAACCGCCGCGCAUCACCGUCGAAAAGCACUCGAGCAAGCACGUCAAAGUGGGCGACGAUGUGACGCUGGCGUGCGUAGCCCAGGGUUACCCCGUGCCAAGCUACAGGUGGUACCGCGAGGACAGGGAGCAGCUGCUGCCCAUCGCCGUCAGCGAAAGGCUCAACCUUGUCGCCCCAGGGCUGCUCAGAAUUUCAAAGAUCCGCUUGGAGGAUCGUGGCAAGUAUUUGUGUUGGGUCAACAACUCUGCUGGCGAAGAGACAGUGCAAGUGGCGCUGACGGUGACGGCGCCGUUGUCGGUGCACGUGCAGCCGCAGCACCAGGUGGUCGACGUGGGCAAGUCGGCCGUCUUCCAGUGCAUCCCAGGCGGCAACCCCGCAUCGCAGAUCUUGUGGCUGCGCAACGGAAGGCCGUUGGCUGCGGACGCGCGCUUCGACAUGUCGCGCCGCGAGACGCUGACCAUCCGCCCUGUGCAGAAGGAUGACCACGGCAUGUACCAGUGCUUUGUUUCCAACGAGUGGGAUCAGGCCCAGGCCACGGCCCAGCUGCUGCUCGGCGACGCCAGUCCCGAACUUGUCUACUGGUUCUCCGAGCAGACCUUGCAGCCGGGCCCUGCCGUAUCCCUCAAGUGCGUCGCCACCGGCAACCCCCCACCCCAGUUUGUGUGGACGCUCGACGGCUUUCCGGUCCCUGAUAAUAAUAGGUUUCUCGUGGGUCAAUAUGUGACCGUGCACGACGACGUAAUCAGCCACGUGAACAUCUCAAGUUUGAGGGAGGAGGAUGGCGGAGAAUACACGUGCACGGCACGCAAUGCGGUCGCGCAGGUGUCGCACAGCGCUCGCAUCAACGUCUACGGACUGCCCUUCAUACGGCCCAUGCCGCGCAUCACGGCCGUCGCCGGAUCCGACCUCAUUGUCAAGUGCCCGGUUGCCGGCCACCCCAUCGAAUCGAUCUCGUGGGAAAGAGACGGAGCCGUUUUGCCGGUGAACCGCAGACAAAGGGUGUACCCGAACGGAACCCUGGUGAUCGAGCACGCACAACGACCAGCCGACGCAGGGACGUACACAUGCCAGGCGCAGAACCGCCAGAAGCACACGGCGCGCCGCGACGUCGAGGUUCAAGUGCUGGUUCCGCCAAAAAUUCUUCCUAUACAAGCAAUGACGAAUUUACUGCGCGAAGGGAUGCGUGCCGCGAUAUCGUGCCAAAUUAUUGAAGGAGACCUGCCGGUGACCUUCAGGUGGGAACGCAACGGCCACCCUCUUCCGUCGCCGGGGCUGGCGGCCAUCGCCCGCCGUCUCGACGAGUACUCCACUUCCCUUGUGAUCGAAAGAAUAUCUUCAGCGCACAGCGGCGACUACACGUGUAUCGCGCAAAACGUCGCCGGCACAGUCAGCUUCACGGUGCCACUCACCGUCAAUGUUCCUCCUCGGUGGGUGAUCGAGCCAAGCGAUUCAAGUGUUGCGUCAGGAAACGAUGUGGUUCUCAACUGCCAAGCCGACGGCUAUCCCGUGCCAAAUGUCACUUGGAGGAAGGCUGAUGGCACAAAUCCAGGCGAAUACAAAGAUUUUUUAUUCGAGCCUAACGUCAAAUUUUACAAAAAUGGAUCACUCGAGUUCACGCAUAUUGGCAAAGAGAGUGAAGGGCAGUAUGUGUGCGAGGCCAAAAACGAGAUUGGCACCGGCGUCAGCAAAGUCGUCUUCCUCAAAGUUAAUGCUCCAGCUCACUUUCUGCAAAAGAGCAAACAGAUCCAAGUGGUGAAGGGCGAGCAGGCGCACCUGCAGUGCAGCGCCCUGGGCGACAACCCGAUGGAAAUCGUGUGGCGCGUAAGCGGGCAGCGGGUGGCGGACGCGCGGUACACGACGCGAGAACAGCUGCUGGACGAGGGCAUGGUGUCCGAGCUGGGCAUCAGCCACACGUACCGCCACGACACGGGCGUCUUCUCGUGUCACGCGAGCAAUUCGUACGGCCAGGACGAGAUGAGCAUUCAGCUGAUCGUGCAGGAGGUGCCCGAGGCGCCCAAGAACAUCCGCGUCAGCGACCAGCAGUCGCGCUCCCUCCAACUCUCCUGGUCGCAGCCCUACGCCGGCAACAGCCCCCUCACCGGCUACCUUGUCCAGUACAAACUCGUUUCAGACACGUGGACCUCCCAGCCGCUCAAACUGGCCGUGCCCGCUUCACAGACCACGGCCACCGUGCAGAACCUGAGUCCGGCCACGUCAUAUCACUUCCGCAUUUUGGCCGAGAACAGACUCGGCCUCGGCGAACCCGGAGAGGUGAUUCAAGUCACAACUCAGGAGGAAGUCCCCAGCGGGCCGCCGCAAGACGUGCGCGCCGAGGCGCAGAGUUCGACGGAGUUGUUGGUCUCUUGGGAGCCGCCGGCGCGCGACAAAUGGAACGGCAACAUCCUGGGCUACUACGUCGGCUUCAGGUCGGCCGCCGACGCGCAGGUGCCGUCGCCCGCCCCCGGCGGCUUCAGCUUCAAGACGGUGGAGGCGGGCUCGGGCGCCAGGGUCGUCCUGCCGGGCCUUGCGCGCUAUUCCACCUACCACGUGGUCGUGCAGGCGUACAACAGCAAGGGCGCCGGACCAGCCUCCGAACCGGUCGCCGCCCGCACCAUGGAGGAUGCGCCGAGCAUGCCGCCGGAAAACGUGCGUUGCCAAAAGUCAACGUCGCAGAGCAUCGAUGUUACCUGGGAACCGCCACCAAUGGAGGGACGAAAUGGAAUUGUCCAGGGGUACAAAGUGACGCACCAAGCAGUCGAUGAGUGGUUUGAUGGCGAAGGAGCGGAGACCAAAGUGACAAGUUCGCUAAAAACCGCUUUGCAAAGUCUGUCAAAGUUCACAAACUACAGCGUCUCUGUGCUCGCGUUCACUGCCGGUGGAGAUGGCGUCAGGAGCGACCCGCUUCUCUGCCGAACAGAGGAAGACGUCCCAUCGGCACCAGGCGGAAUCAAGGCGGUGGUCAGUGCGCCAAACAAAAUUUUCAUCGCUUGGCUUCCGCCGCCCGAACCAAACGGCGCCCUCGUGGGCUACACUCUGCACAUAUCCGAGGAAGGGAUGGACAGUCCUCGGAAGAAGCUGCUAAAUUCAGGCACGGAAAGUCAUGAAUUGGUGCGUGACGACUCCACCAUGAAGUUUUGGCUCACGGCUUCCACAUCCAUUGGUGAGGGAGAGCCGACGAAGACGGUCAUAGUGCCACCCUCUACAAAAGUACCUGCUCGAAUCGUGUCCUUUGGACGAGAAAUCGCGACCGCGUGGAAACAGGACCUGCAGCUGCCGUGCAAACGGGUUGGGGUGCCAAGUCCGCAGGGGUCGUGGCGCCUGCGAGGUCGCACCCUUGAGACCGGCGGCCGUAAGCAAAUCAACAAGGACGGCUCGCUCACAAUUAGAGACGUGCAAAGCACCGACGAGGGCAAUUACACGUGCAAAGUGGAGAACACGCUGGGCACCGACGAGAUCUCCUACUUGGUCAAAGUCAGAGUGCCGCCCGAGCCGCCCGUCUUGUCAGUGGUCGGCGCCCAAGUGGACGGUCUGCAGCUGCAGUGGAGCAGCAAAAAGAACGGGGGCAGCGCGAUUCUAGGCUACGUUGUAAACUACAAGCGGGAUUACGGCGACUGGGAGGAGUUGCAGAUCGAAAGCAACGUCGAGUCGCACCUUCUGCGCGGCCUGUGGUGCGGCACCCACUACCAACUCUACGUCACGGCCUACAACCGAAUCGGCACCGGCUUGCCAAGCGACAUCGUCAGCGCCACCACCAAGGGCUCAACCCCCAUCAAGCCGACGUCCGCUCAACUGAUAACGAGCAACGCGACGGUGGUGACGCUGUGGCUGGACACAUGGGCUGACGGCGGCUGUCCGAUUUUGUACUUCAGCGUGGACUACCGCGAGUGGCGCGCGUCCGACUGGCUGCUCGCGUCGGCCAACGUGCAGCCCUCGGAGCGAGUCUUCAGCAUUGCCGAGCUGCGCCCAGCCCUGCGAUACGCAAUCAGAGUGACGGCCUACAAUAACGCGGGGUCCACCCAAGCCACUUACAACGUCACAAUGGCCCCGCAAGGAGUCUCCGGAGUACCUGAUGAGCCUGCGCCUACAGAGCACCUUGACCAUGUGCCUUUUUACGCCAAUGCCGCAGUAAUAGUGUCAGUCAUAAUAGCCCUGAUAUUCCUCCUCGCUCUUUUCGUAGUCUCCUGGUUCCUAGUUUUGAAAAAGAGAAACAUGAACGCCCAGGCGGCGCAACUUGGCGAGUCGCCGUCGCUGGCGCAGCUGCAGAACCAACAGAACAGGGACCAACAGUACCUGGCAGUGCGGGUCGCGCACCAGGGCCUGGAAACCGCUUCGUACAAGACGCAGGAUUCUGCAGAGGACAUUUGCCCAUACGCCACAUUCCAACUGGCUAAGAACCCUUACGGCGAGAGCACCUACAGUGGAAACGUGUACAGUGGACCCUACCACUCGGUCCAGGGCUCCUUCGUCUACCAUGACCUCAAGGCUGGAGACACUUACAAAAGCAGACAUAAGGAACCUGAAUACACAAAGGUACGAAGAAAAGGUGGCCGAUUGAGAGACCCUGAGAGCCAGGAGUCGGACAACCUGGGCAGCACUGACUCUGAGGUCAAGAAAAUCCUGACCUUGCACCUGCCCAUUUCGGAGUACGACACGUUAGGCAGCGACUCGGAGGUGGAGCAGGAAAUGGUUUCGUUCAGACACCGACGCGUGAACCGCGACUCAAGCUCCUCGUCGGAAACGUCGCCUUCAAGCGGCCGAAAGUCGUAUCCGUCGAGGAAGGCCAAGGUCAAGAGCCAGGCCACCGGCAAGCGCCAGGUGCGCAGUAGUAGCGGCUAUUCUAGUCACACCGAAGAAACCACCUUCAGUGGUCUGGCCUCAAAGAGGGCGUCAUUUUCCGAAAGGCUGCACCAACCGCCGACACGUUUUUCCGACUCGCGCCACGAACUCAGUGAGGCCGAGUGCGACCGUGGCCGCGGCAAAACUCCCCGACUGUCGCGCAGUAGAGACACGACCUUCCAAAUCAACGUUUAGAUCGAGGGCCCAUUUUUGU